Molecule: messenger RNA, 1629 nt
Organism: Acaulospora morrowiae
Lineage: Eukaryota; Fungi; Glomeromycota; Glomeromycetes; Diversisporales; Acaulosporaceae
Source: the annotation of a GenBank genome assembly
AUGGAAAUUUUUAAAAUCUCUUUUGGAGUUUACGAAUUUUUUGUGCUAAGUUUAACCUUACUUCUCAUAAGCACAAUUAAUUACUAUCACAAAUAUUAUACAAGAAAGAAUCCACUUCCUGCUCCUUUCCCACUUCCUUUCAUUGGUCAUCUAUUUCAUGGCUCCUUCUAUGGCAAUGACUUUUGUGAAUACCUCCAAUUCAUGCAAUCCAAGUAUGGAGAUAUUUACGAACGUUGGUAUGGGAACAAACGUGUUAUUUUUGUUUCAAAGUUAGAAUAUGUGGAAAAGCUCUUGUCCGCAUCAACCAAAAGUAAAUAUUUGAUAAGAGAUUCAAAUCCUGAAGGCUUAAAAGAUUUAGGAACUUAUGGAGAGGGCAUUCUUUUAAACAAUAAUGUCAAUAAAUGGAAAUACAACAGACAGUUCCUAACCCAAGCAAUAUUAACGUCUAAUUUUUUGAAAGAAUCCGUUGAUCACACGCAAGCAAUAUUUAACGAGAUGGAGGAAUGCUGGAGGAUUGGAUUGAAGGAUAAUACGAUUAUCGAUUUUACCGAAUGGUCACAUAGUCUCACUACGGAUAUAAUCUUCCAAUUGAUUACUGGAAAGAAAAUGUGGACCAUUGUUUCUAAUAUUUUGAACAUCUCAUCUGAACCUAAAUUAAUCGAAUUGCAAAAAUCUAAUGAAAAAAUUAUAAGCGAGUCUUCAGAAAUAUCAAAAGCGUUCCAGAAAUAUAUUAUGGGGUCAAAUUCAUUUUUAUACGUUCCUAGGUGGGUGAGAAAUUUCGUUCCCAGUUUUCGAGCAGCCCAGAGGGAAGUCUUUGAAGCACAGAGUUUUUUAUAUGAAAAAUUAAACGAAAUUAUUCGAGAAAGAAGAAAAGAAAUUGAGAAUACACCAAGAGAUGAAAAAUUGAGAUAUGACAUGCUAACACUAUUGAUUACGGCCAACACGGACAGAAGCAUUUCAGACGUAAAGGAUAACCAAGAAUUCACGAAACCUUUGUCAGAUAAAGACGUACUUUAUCUUAUUAUAGAAGCCUUAGGAGGUGGAAUUGAUACAACUGCAAAUGUAUUUAGCUUUGCUAUUUAUUAUCUCGCUCAUAAUUUAAAUAACAAAAAUCGAAUGAUUCAAGAAAUCGACGAUCUGUUUGGUCAAAACCAAAACAGACCAAUCACAUAUGACGAUUUGUCACAGCUGAUCUACUGCGAAGCCGUGAUCAAGGAAGUGCUACGUAUGAUGACCACAGUGCCAUUUGUAGGCCGCGUCAGCACUGAAACCGAUUCGAUAGAUAAUCUUGAAUGGGAAGCGGGUACAUGCUAUGUGAUUUAUACGCCGGGAAUUCAUCUAAACAAGAACUAUUGGAAUGAACCGGAAAAAUUUGAUGCCGAUAGAUUCAUCGAUGUUGACGAUCAAAAAAAGCACGGAAAAAAUCAUCUGAUUAUGUGGGGUGGUGGAUUAAGGCAGUGUCCCGGUAGAAAACUAGCGAUGAUAGAAUUAAAGUGCAUGUUGGCUUUAAUGUUCAGAAAUUGGGAUGUCGAGUUAGCGGAUAUGAAUUCGCCGGUAAAAUAUAAUGUUUCAAUUGUCAGAAGUGCCAAAGACUUGAAGGUUAAGAUCAAACCUAGAAGUAGAAAAUAA